UCUUUACACUCCGCGCCUGGUAACCCUCGUCUGUCACUUCCUUCCUCUUCUGCACUCUUCGCGCGCUUCAGCCCCUCCAACUUUCAUGAAUCCACCUUCCUACGAGAUAUAAGGCAAGCGGACGCAAAACGGGAUUUAAUAUCCUGUAGGAUUAAAGUUGUCUUGUUUGCCGUUUGACAGUAUUUAGGUUAAAAUUAGGUUAAAUCCUGCUCAAAUCCUGCUACCAAACAGCACGUAAGGGAAAUGUCGAGGACCUUGGUUCAGCCCGUUGGGCAGAAGAGGCUGACGAACGUUGCCAUCGUCCGCCUUAAGAAACAUGGCAUGCGGUUUGAGAUUGCCUGCUACAAGAACAUGGUUCUUUCAUGGAGAUCUGGAGUAGAAAAAGAUCUGGAUGAAGUAUUGCAGUCACAUACUGUAUACUCAAAUGUUUCUAAAGGAGUUCUUGCAAAGUCAAAAGAUUUACAUGCAGCUUUUAAAACUACUGAUCAAUCAUUCAUAUGCAAAGAGAUUUUGGAGAAGGGAGAACUUCAAGUUGCUGGAAAGGAGAGGGAAUCCCAGCUAUCAAGCCAGUUUCGGGAUAUUGCAACAAUUGUAAUGCAGAAGACUAUAAAUCCUGAAACCCAACAUCCUUACACUAUCAGCAUGAUUGAGCGGCUGAUGCAUGAAAUACAUUUUGCCAUUGAUCCUCAUAGUAGUUCUAAAAAACAGGCUUUAGAAGUUAUUAAAGAGCUUCAAGAACAUUUUCCAAUAAAAAGAGCACCUAUGAGAUUGCGCCUUAUUGUACCAGACAUAUACCUUUCUAGUCUAAUGGAAAAGCUUGGAGAGUGGAAUGCGAAUAUCAUCUUAAAGAAUGCAUCAGGUGGCAUGCCAACAAUUGUUUGCGAAAUAGAUCCAGGACAUUUUCGAGAUUGCGACGCUUUCGUUCGCGGCUUUCAAGGGAAGUUGGAAAUACUUGCUGUAUCUGUAUUUCUGGAAGGGGAUACCAAUGUCUACCUAUAUGAUAAUGCAAAAGACCUUGAAUCAAGUUCUGUCCAAGAAACUGAAGCUGUAGCUGAACUGGGGAAGAAAAUUAUGAGCAAUAAUAUCUCAAGUGAAAAUAAAACUACAGAAGAACAGAUCAAGCAAAACAAAUGCAGCACAUGUGAUGCAAUUGUGGGAGAUGUUAAACAGUACAGAGAGCACUUUAAAAGUGACUGGCACAAGCAUAAUUUGAGAAGGAAAACGCGGCAGCUUCCUCCUUUAAGCGCUGAGGAAUGCUUGGCUGAGAUGCAACUGAAUGAUAUGGAUGCAGGUCUCAAGGAUUACUCAUUUUAAGGUGAUAAUAAUGUAUGAUUGGCACAAGCUGUGAUUUUUAUAUGCCCUUAUAUACUAUUUAAUUUAUAUUUUGAUACUAUUAUGCCAACUGAUUAUGUUUAUUUGAGCUUCUAUUUUGAGAUGCUUAAAUUGUAAAUGUGGUCUCUUUAAAGUUUCUUGGGUUAA
Phalaenopsis equestris is the source of this 1479-nucleotide messenger RNA. RefSeq names its product ribosome maturation protein SBDS. The record is from RefSeq and is a predicted model, not a curated record. Gene Ontology annotation, biological process: cytosolic ribosome assembly; ribosome biogenesis. The transcript has 5 exons. Bases 244 to 1314 code for a protein of 356 amino acids. Lineage: Eukaryota; Viridiplantae; Streptophyta; Magnoliopsida; Asparagales; Orchidaceae.